GAGCUGUGCCAGUAACUGGAGAAGGAGAGAAAAGAAGACAAGUGAAGCAGAAAAGAAACGUUUUCCAUGUGCAAAGAUGAAGGUCGAGGAAAUAAUUAACAUUCACACAUUCUUUCUGAUGCUUUUCAAUGCAUUCUUUUUGAUUUUGGGUAUCAGUUUGUUUGGCUGCGCUGCCUGGAUCUUUUUCGACCAAGACAGCUUCAUUGUUGUCCUCAGCGAUGAUGACACCAUGAGACAGGUUGCUGUAUUUCUGGCCAUUAUUGGACUGGUGGUGAUCUGCGUCUCUGUACUUGGCUGUGUGGCCGGACAGUGGGAGAGCAAAUGUCUGCUGGCUUUUUACAUGGGAUUUCUUAUCGUCAUUGCGCUCGGUCAGAUUUUUGUGACAUUUGUCCUUUUGGCUCAAAGAAAUAAAAUUACAGCUUAUCUCUACGAGCAAGUGGAUACUACCAUAAGAGAGUAUGGAGUAUGGAACGCAAAUGAAACAACUAUAGGUACAUGGGAAUUACUGGACAAGGUGCAGCGUUCAGUUAAGUGUUGUGGCGCAGAGAGCCCAGCUAACUGGAGCAGUAACCUUUACAUCAUGUCACUGAUGAACAAUACUGACCCUGUCUACCCCUGUUCAUGCUUCAACGGCACCUGCCCGUACCUGCCUACAGGGGGCGACGAGAGACAACUCUUUGGCAAGGGUACAUCUAUUUACACAGAGGGAUGCCAAGGUAAACUGGAGAGCUGGUUGGCAGAGAAUAUAGGUGUUAUCAUUGGUAUGGACCUUGGACUGUUAUUCAUACAGGUGGUUCAGUUCUCCUUCGCGGUGAUGAUAUACCAGAACAUCGGCCGUAAGAUGAAGAGGGACAAGAAGAAGCUGAUUGGCUCCUCCGUGGAGGCGGAAGACCAGGCAGAGGAAGUGGAUGAUGACUCUGAUCGUCAGGGUGGUGACCAUGGUGACAGCCCGGGUCAACAAGGCCAAGGCUACCACCUGCAGCAAUCAGGCUAUGAUCAGCCGCAAGAUUACACUCUGCAAAACCAACAGGGCUACGAUCAACUGGAUUCCCAGCGGCAACAGUACAAUCAGCAAGGGUACCAGCAGCAGUAUGAUAACCAAGGAUACCAACAGGAAGAUUAUGGUAACCAAGGAUACCAACAGCAACAGUAUGGUCAGCAGGGAUUCCAGCAACAGCAGUAUGGUCAACAAGGCUACCAAGAGCAACAAUACAGUCGUCAAGGCUACCUGUAGCAACCAGACAACCAACAGGACUAUGGACACCUACACACUAUAGAUGACCUGGGCUGAGUUUCCCAAAAACAUUUAAAGGGACACUGUGUGAGAUUUUUAGUUGUUUAUUUCCAGAAUUCAUGCUGCCCAU
Molecule: messenger RNA, 1364 nt
Organism: Engraulis encrasicolus (European anchovy)
Lineage: Eukaryota; Metazoa; Chordata; Actinopteri; Clupeiformes; Engraulidae
Product: CD82 antigen
Exons: 9
Coding region: 77-1234 (385 amino acids)
Cellular component (GO): plasma membrane
Source: RefSeq, a predicted model, not a curated record